AAUAUGAAUUUAUUUAUUUAUUCUCUCUUAAUAUCAUCCACAAAAAAUAUUACAUUAAAAAUAUAGUCAAAUAUAUAUAUAUAGUAGUUGUUGGACUCAUCAAAAAACUAAACUCAUUUCUUCAACACAACCAGUCCCAAUUUUCUCUCUCUAGAAACUCCCUAUUUUCCCUCUCUCUCUCUUUCUAAAACCCUACUCAUAUAAAUAUCUUCAAAUUCUAUUGGAUCCCUUUCUCAUCACAACCACAUAAUCCAUUAAUGGCUUUCCUUUGAGCUCUCUCUUUCUCUCUCUCUCUUUACAAAAAUCAGUUUUCGAAGAAAAAGAAGAAGUAGAAGAAAUCGCCAUGAAACCUAACAAGCUUUGCUGUCUUUGCGAUCAAGAAGCUUUUCUCUACUGCGCAGCCGAUCGAGCUUUUCUUUGCCGGAAUUGCGACGCAGACGUUCACACUGCUAAUUUUCUCGUCGCUCGUCAUAUUCGACAACCUUUGUGCUCCGUUUGUGAAGAGUUUGCUGGAAAUUUAGUAUCCGGUGACGAUCUACGUCAUCUCUGUUCUCAAUAUUGUCGGAGUUGUUCUCCGCGAAAUAUCUCCUCCGUUGACGAUGACGACGACGAUGAUGAUUCAUCUGUUUUGUCUUCGGUUUCGUCUGUUUGUGUUUCUAGUAGUGAAUCGAAGCUUAGAUUUGAAGAUCGGCCUAAGACGAUUGAGAAGAUCUCUUCUUCGAGCUCCGUUACGGAUCUCUCCGGUUCCGUCGCCGAAGUCAAGAAGGAAUCGAUUAUACGGCGACGUAAGGGUUUGAUUAGUGUGGAUACGAAGACGGAGGGCAUUUUCGAGAAAUGGUGCAGAGAGAUUGGACUAAACGGUGAUUUAGCCGUGGUGGUAAGGUUAGCAUCGGAAGCGCUAGGGUUUUGUGUAGCGAGGUCGCGACUUUUACCGUUCAGAGUAUCUUUAGCGGCGUCGUUUUGGUACGGAUUGAGAUCUAUCGAUAAGUCAUCGUCUGCAGAGGCGGCGCGUACGUUACACCGCCUCAGACGGUUACAGCAGUUAUCAGGCGUUCCAAUCAAAUUGAUCGUGGCCGUUGAAUUGCAGCUUGAUCGCGAAUUAAAAGCUCAGAAGAAUCGCCGCCGUGAUGAUCUGAAGGAAGGUUGGGCCGAGUGCUCCGGCUAAACGUACGAUCUCCGGUCUGUCCAAAAUCUAUACACUUCUUCUGUUUAUAUAUAUAUAAUAUUAUUAUAUAAUCCAUGGAGUUUAGAAUUAGAUUAGGGUUUAACCGGAAUUAGGUUAUAUUAAUUAGUGUAAUCUCAAUUAUAUAUUAUUAUUAAUUAUUAAUUUUAAUUUUAAUUUUUUUGUUUA
This is a messenger RNA of Cannabis sativa, 1351 nucleotides long. Its product is annotated as B-box zinc finger protein 32. The transcript has a single exon. The record is from RefSeq and is a predicted model, not a curated record. NCBI's taxonomy places the organism in Eukaryota, Viridiplantae, Streptophyta, Magnoliopsida, Rosales, Cannabaceae. Gene Ontology annotation, molecular function: zinc ion binding. Bases 344 to 1165 code for a protein of 273 amino acids.